AUGUCGCUGCGGGCUGGCGGCAGCGCCCUUAGGCUCGGUGUCAGAGCUCUGGGCGCUCGCCGCCCGAAUGCCGGGCGUGCCGCCGGAUGGCAUCGGGAGUUCUCGUUUAUACGAAGCUUUUUCGAGACGGAGACCCAGAUAGACAACACCCCGGCGGCCGUGUCGCUGUUCGACAAGGAGACCGCCUUUCAUGACUUCGAGUCCAACUUGAAUGCCUUGCUUUCUCGAGAUGACGCCCGAUUUGACGAAUACGUGGCGUUUCUCAGGGAGUCCAAGUACCCUCUCGACGGCAACGAGCCCUCUUUCGAGAAGUACAACACCGGCAACCUUGUUCGACUGCUCGAUUCGAUGACCUUCCUCUCCCAUUGCGGGCAUGCUGACAGCCAUACCAAGAUGGUGGAUUUGGUCACUCGCGAGAUCUCAUCGAGACCUCUGCUGACGGAAGGAGGGUCAGGGGUGGAAACAUUGAUAAACUGUGCCAAGUGCUUGUCACGGAACGUGCGAGUGCCCGGGGCCACAAGGUUGGUGAAUCACAUCAACCGUGAGGUGAGGACCCACGCGCCGAUGCUGCUCCAACAUGGGUGCUUUGUCAGUGUGACAAGCGCACUUUCUCAUAUCGCACAUCCGUCAAUCAUGGGUAUGAUUGUUCACACGUGCUGCGUUCGGUGCAACGAUCUGUCGCCGCAUGACCUGUCGCUGAUGCCGAUGAUGCUCCGGGAUUUUAAAAUUGACAAUUCCAGGUUGAUUACGCCAAUACUAGAGCGCGUCGGCGAAGGUCCGAUGGCGUGUUUCGACUCAACCGGCCAACUAUGUAGAUUUUUUCAAGACGUGGCAUCCAUGGAGUACAUGGAGAACGACGAGGGGAUGCUGAUAGAGAAGCCGGUAAACAGGCUAUCAGCCAUUAUUAUGUCGAAUAUAGAUCAUUAUAGCACGAGCGAACGCAUUUUUCUCAUUGCUAGUCUGCCAACAUGUAACCACAUUCCCCCGGAUGCAAAAGACAUGUACGGUGGAUUGUUACGACGUGUUCUGGUGAACAUCGGCGUGCUUCUGGAUAGCAAAGGCGCGGUGGAGAUGAAUAGUGGUAUCGCAAAAGUAUUAAAGUCACUAACUAAGUACCAAUUGUUGGGAGUAAUUGAUACCGUAUGCCGGCAUGAUCCGUUCUACCCCGAUAUCAGGGCAGAAGCAUCCGACGUUAUCAAUUGGAUUCUCACAGCUGGGGAGAAGGGUAAGAUAGUUGGUGAAAACAAACUUAAAGGACUCUUUAAAGCCUUGGCAGAGGAAGUAUGCAGACGAAGCGACGAAGCCAUGCCACCAUCGGAUGACCAUACCGGAUCUGAACCAUCAAAUGAUUCCUAUUUGGCCGCAUUCAGUGAAGACGUGGUGCUCAUGAGGUUAGUGGACCGUAUUUUAACGGCUGAUCAGCUGGAUUCACUUCAAGAUACACACGAACGGCUAUUGAAGAUUGUUGCAAACCAAAUCACCUCAAAAACGCAGAAACGACAUGAGACAUUAUAUGCAGUCGCAAAAGAAGUUUCUAAGUGCCAUCCUUCGGUUCAGCGUGCGCUGGUUAAACCCGUAUUCGCGGUACUUAUGAGAGAGCCCGAUAACACAAAGGAAUGGCUGGCCGCGAGCAGCAACGCACUCAAAAUUCUGCGCAACUGUGGCAACUCAAAGUCUCAUAAAGAUGGUUCACAUGAUGCAGAUGCAGCGGACGCCAAAUUUAUCAACCAGGUCGUCUCCCAGUACGUUGACGCAUUAGUCGGUAACGACUUGGGCCACCUGCCUUCGGUUGCUGCGUGUGAAAUGUUAUCGCAAAUAUAUUUGCUGUUGAAAUCGGCAACAUGUAAACUCGGUGACAACUCUGAGAAGCUGGCCUCCCGAGUGUCACAGCGACUUUUGCAGUUACUAAGGCGCCCAGGUGACGCACUGUCGGCAAAAGCCCUGCGGAGUUUGACGCAACUGCCAGGUGGCGACAAAGUUGGUGAUUUUGUGAAUGAAUUGAUGACAUCGUGGGCUAACGAAAAUAGCGACCAAAAACCGACUGGCGUAAGGCUGAGCAACGCAGUGGAAUACGUAAUCGCCAGCAGCGUGGCCAUGUUGGAUGCCGCUAAGGUGGCUGACAACGCAGUGGAGCGGAUUGAUGUAAUAGCCGAAGUAGCGUCUGAGCGAUUAGGUGAUUUACAAAAUAAUAUAGACGCAAAAUUUGCGCGGAACAAUUACGCUCAGCAUGGGGAACGCCAGGCCAAUACGUACGUAUGGGAACCGUCUGUAGGCCUAAAGCCGCUGUUUAACAGGCCUAUUGAACCGCUAGACGUGUUCCUCGCCGACAGAAUGAAGGGAUUGGACAAGUACGUGCCAGCGGAAAGGUACAGCGGCAUAGAGCACUACGCAGGCGGCAUCGCGUCCCUGCAUCAGCUGAAGCGGUAUUUCCAGAAGAUACAUAAUCAGAUCAGCGAACUUGAACUUCGCAUCACAGUGCUCUUGAAGAGUGACCAGGAGGCAUCAACAGGUAACAUGGAGCAGCUGUUGUCUUCAUUGAACAAAUUAUCCUCAGCCAUAAACGGGUCCGUUUUGGCCGUUGCUAUGGCCGAGCCCGCCUGGCCCGAUACCUAUCUUCCCAGGAAACAUACGAGGCGCCUGGUGGAGUCCGCGUUGAAACGCCUAGUGCCGGGAUGA
Messenger RNA from Babesia bigemina, 2676 nucleotides. RefSeq lists its product as hypothetical. The coding region runs from base 1 to 2676 and encodes 891 amino acids. Lineage: Eukaryota; Apicomplexa; Aconoidasida; Piroplasmida; Babesiidae. The transcript has a single exon. The record is from RefSeq and is a predicted model, not a curated record.